Messenger RNA from Suricata suricatta (meerkat), 4306 nucleotides. It is a transcript of the gene MIEF1, whose product is annotated as mitochondrial elongation factor 1. Gene Ontology annotation, biological process: positive regulation of mitochondrial fission; mitochondrion organization. The coding region runs from base 192 to 1583 and encodes 463 amino acids. Lineage: Eukaryota; Metazoa; Chordata; Mammalia; Carnivora; Herpestidae. Gene Ontology annotation, cellular component: mitochondrial outer membrane. The transcript has 5 exons. The record is from RefSeq and is a predicted model, not a curated record.
CUAGGAGGGGAAGAACGGAAGUCCUUCCGCCUCCGCCCGCCCCCACGCUCCCUUCAGUCCCUCCCCUCAGCUCCGUGCGCAAGGUCGUGUCCCGGAAGUGAAGGGGCCAUGUUGGUGGGUGACCCCGGGAGAGGUACCGGGCGAGAGGCGAAUCCCGAGGAGUGGUAACGCGCGCAGUCCGCGGGUGAGACAUGGCAGGCUCUGGUGAGCGCAAAGGCAAGAAGGAUGACAAUGGCAUAGGCACGGCCAUCGAUUUUGUGCUCUCCAAUGCCCGGCUGGUGCUGGGGGUGGGCGGGGCAGCCAUGCUGGGCAUCGCCACACUGGCCGUGAAGCGGAUGUACGAUAGGGCCAUCAGCGCCCCCGCCAGCCCCACCCGCCUGAGCCACUCGGGGAAGAGGAGCUGGGAGGAGCCGAACUGGAUGGGUUCGCCCCGAUUGCUGAAUAAAGAUGUGAAGACGGGCCUGAGCCGCUCCCUGCAGACCCUUCCCACGGACUCCUCGGCCUUUGACGCAGAUACAUUCUGCCCACCCCGGCCCAAGCCGUUGGCCAGGAAGGGCCAGGUAGACUUGAAGAAGUCACGACUGCGCAUGUCCCUGCAGGAGAAACUCCUUACUUACCACCGGGACCGGGCGGCCAUCCCUGCCGGCGAGCAGGCGCGGGCCAAGCAAGCGGCCGUGGACAUCUGCGCCGAGCUCCGGAGCUUCCUGCGGGCCAAGUUGCCUGACAUGCCACUUCGGGACAUGUACCUGAGUGGCAGCCUCUACGAUGACCUGCAGGUGGUGACAGCUGAUCACAUCCAGCUCAUCGUGCCCCUGGUGCUGGAGCAGAACCUGUGGUCGUGCAUCCCCGGCGAGGACACCAUCAUGAACGUCCCCGGCUUCUACCUGGUUCGCCGUGAGAACCCAGAGUAUUUUCCCCGGGGAAGCAGUUACUGGGACCGCUGUGUAGUUGGGGGCUAUCUUUCCCCCAAGACGGUGGCAGACACAUUCGAGAAGGUAGUGGCUGGCUCCAUCAACUGGCCAGCCAUAGGGUCCCUCUUGGACUACGUGAUCCGGCCCGCGCCACCCCCAGGGGCCCUGACAUUGGAAGUGCAGUAUGAGCGCGACAAGCAUCUUGUCAUUGACUUCCUGCCGUCAGUGACCCUCGGCGACACCGUCUUGGUAGCCAGACCACACCGGCUGGCUCAGUAUGACAACCUGUGGCGGCUGAGCCUGCGGCCCGCAGAGACAGCACGCCUGCGGGCUUUGGACCAGGCCGACUCGGGCUGCCGAUCUCUGUGCCUCAAGAUCCUCAAGGCCAUAUGCAAGUCCACUCCGGCUCUGGGCCACCUCACUGCCAGCCAGCUCACCAACGUCAUCCUCCACUUGGCCCAGGAGGAGGCUGACUGGUCUCCAGACAUGUUGGCCGACCGCUUCUUGCAGGCCUUGAGGGGACUUAUCAGCUACUUAGAGGCCGGAGUCCUGCCCAGUGUUCUGAACCCCAAGGUAAACUUGUUUGCAGAGCUCACUCCCGAAGAAAUAGACGAAUUGGGAUACACUCUCUAUUGCUCACUGUCCGAGCCGGAGGUGCUGCUGCGCACGUAGGGCAGGUGAAGGCCAAAGUGGACGUCAGGGCGCCAGACCCUGGCUUCUCCGUUAGAAACACGUGGCUGCACAGCGGUGCCUCCCAGGGUCCCUGGGUGCCUCCUGUCUUGCUGGUCAUCGCCCGGGUCACCUCAUGCUGAUUAGAAUGCCAUCUUUUGGCCACCUCUCUCCUCCCCUUUCCUCCCCUUUCUAUUUUUGUUACCAAACACUGUGCUCCUCCUCCUUCCCUGCCCCCUUGCUCCAGGCUGACUUCCCUGGAAUGAAUUGGGAAGGGGAAGCACCGGCCUGACCUGAGCUGCUGUUUUACAACUCGGCCCAGGUUUUCUGCUCCUGUCUGCUCUUUGGCCCCUCUCUUUCCAGUGUCUUCUCUGUUGUUUCCUCUUGUUCAUGCCUUCUGUUUUGUCUCCCCCCCCCCCACCCCCAAGCCUAUGUGCCCAGUCAAAGUGUUGCCUUUGUGUUGAAUGUCACAGAAGGGUUCUGAUCGAACAUUUCCAAGCUGAGCUCUGCAGAGAGCACGCUCGGACAGCAAGCCGAGCUCUGCAGAGAGUGCGCUCAGACAGUAUUCCGAGUUUCUGGGGCUAAAACUGGUGGGAGAGCUGGCCCUUGGCCCCGGUUCCUGGAGCAGAAGCCCACACCCCCCACAUCCUGACCAGCUCAGAUUCCUAAGUGCUGAGAAGGUCCCUCCUGGGGCCACUGUUAGUGACCCACGCGGGAGUGAGGCCCAAGAUAAACCGGAUGCAAAGGUGCCUGGAGAUUGUGGUUUUCAGUGGCCAUCUGUGAGACCACGGUGGGCGAGCCGGAGGUGGUGAGGAGGGCCCGGGGAGGGCAUGUGUGCCUGAAGUCUACGCCUCCCCCUUGGCUGGGUCUGAUCAGCACGCUGCGUGAGCGCCUGGAGGCCGAGGGAAGGAAUGGGCUGCCGGGGCGCCACCGCCUGCACCAGCGCUGCUGUUCGGUCCCUUCCUCGUCUUCUUGCCAAUCAGGACAAGGCCUUCGAGGACACGGCCUCCGUGGUGGAGGUUGAGGGGAGGCUUGGCGACCGUGUUUCUCCCCCAGCAGGCCCUGCCCCUCUGGGAUGUCGCCUUAGAGCAGGAACUUGAGAGCGGUGCGAGCUGGGACCCCAGGCACCGCCAAAGGGCCGGCAGAGUCGCGCCGAGCUCUUCCCCGUCCCAUCUCAGCCCGCACCCGGGGAGACUGGUGCUAUGUAGGGACAGUGCGCGGGGAGAAAACCCGGAGGAGAGGGGGCGCAGCAUCCUCCGCCCCCUCAUUUCCCGCUGCUAAAACCGCGCUGUGUGUAUCGCAACGUGCAAAGUGUGGUGCGGGCGGGGAGGACCGUCUGAUACCCAUCGUCCGUGGUCUUGUGUAGCGCUUUCCUCCUGUUCGUGGCAAGAAGCCAAUAAUAAUUGUUUCUGAUCUGCCAUCCAGUAUUUUGUUCUCCCAUCGAGUUUUAUUGUUUUUCCUAUUCUUCCUACCUCUCCACCUGGGAGAUUCCGGUGAAGCUCCCCGCUGUCUCGUUCCUUCCCAAGGACAGCAGCAUGAAAUGGCUCUAAACAGCACUGAACCCUCAGCUGCCCUUUGAAUUUAGGGUAGAUGUUCCUGUCCCCUUUUUGUCAUGGAUUAGGAGGUCACGAACCAGGGUAGACCUUGGCUGUGUUGGGAAAAUUUUCCUGUUUCUCUUGUAUAUAUGCAGAAGUUCCUUAACGUGGCUUGGGUGUUUCAUUUGUAUGAAGCUCCUGAGAGAGAAUGAAAAAUAGAAAGCCCAGAACCCCGCGAGUUUCUCCCCCGGGCUGUUCAUCAGAAUCCAGUGAGAGUUGAAAGGAAAUCUCUGUGCCUGAGUGCCGCCCGAGGUGGCUGGCGUGGAGGGGUGGGUGGAGCCUGGCCUUGGUGGUUCUGGUGCACCCAUCUGGUAUCCGCUAGAGGGAAGGGAGAGGGGAGGUCGCAAAAGCAUGGGCUAGUCUUCAUUGAGGUAAAGGGGUUGGUUUUCCCAGAGUAUCAUAGAAUCCAGUUUUCUCAAGCUGGCAUCUCUGACCAAAUUCCAUCGAAAGCAUUGGACAUUGGAGGGGGAGCUGAAAAAAAAAAGAUUUUAAAGACUUAAGUUCCAAAUGACCAAGGCCAAGUGUAACUGCGAUUUGGUUUUAUCUCCUAUCUUAAAGAGCAACACAAGGGCAUCUCUGACUCUUACCUAUGUUUCACAAAACCAAAGACCAUGACUUUCUUACUUCACAAGCAAGACCCCCCCCGGAAGUCCUCAGAACAAGCAGCAGUGGAAAUUCUUGGCCCUGGUCCUAGGGGGUUUGCGGACGGAGACUGGGCAAGCCUCGUGAAACACAGACGCUUGUCCGGUGUUUUGAGAUUCUUGGAUAGAAGAGGGCAACAUUCGGCACCCCCUCCCAGUUUUUUUAGUCUUUGGGGAAGGAUGUCGUGCCUUUUCCCUGCCGUCCCGCCUUUCUCCUCAGUAACUCCCUCCCACCUUUGCCGGAAGUAAUGGCAUCUGCUUCUGCUUCUCUGGAAAUUUUUUUUGCACCAUUUGCAUCAGCAAACCACAGAGUUCGCCUCAUGCUUAAUAUACUUAUUGUCUCGAAAACAUAAUUCCAAAGUAUAUUUUGGUUUUUUUUCCCCUGUUGCCCCUUCCUAAAAAAGGAGUUCAGGAUAACAGUAUUUUUAGGACAUGCUUUGUUGUGACGUUCCCCCCCUCAAAUAAAUCAUCAGAAUUAAGGUUUGGAAAA